AUGAUGGGGACUAUGUCUCUUGGUUCUUCCAUCGUCAUUUCGAAGAAAGGGGCUGUCACUUUGUUGAGUAAUGACAAGAAUUAUUACCCCUCAUUCUUGUCAAAGAAAAACACCAACUGUUUGAUGAAUUGCCAAAGUGAAGGAAACGUCAUUAAAACCAAUGGGGUGUCAGUAUCUGUUUCAUCAUCUUUCACAAAAAGAUCCAUUUUGGUGAAUGUUGGUCCUGGAACAGCUCUCUUGGAUGCCGAAAGAUCCGUUUUGCCUCCAAAUGGUAACGUUUACAAUGGUGCACAAAAUUGCAUUGGGAUUGUGAAUAUACUCAAGGGGAAAGCCUUCUUUGUUAUUGGAGCAAUUGGUUUCUUGGGAAAAGAAGAUACUACGCAUAUUGUCUGA
Lactuca saligna is the source of this 393-nucleotide messenger RNA. The record is from the annotation of a GenBank genome assembly. Lineage: Eukaryota; Viridiplantae; Streptophyta; Magnoliopsida; Asterales; Asteraceae.